UUUAAUAGCAAAAAAGUAACCGAGGUGGCUAACUAUAAAGAAACAUACUUAGAUAUGAAAAAGUUUAAUGAGUUAAUCUAAUAAGAUUAAUUAGCGAAUUCAAAAAAAUAAAUGAAAGAAGAUAGAUAAUCUAAGAUUAAAUUUCUUAAAAAAUUUGUUGAAUAAAAAUCCAAAUUAAAAACUCCAGCUUAAAACUUACCAUUUUAUGAUUAGAUUUAAGAAUAUGUAGAAUAUGCAGAUAUUAAAUUUAAAUAAAAUUAACCUUUAAAGUAAAAUCUGGAUAUCAAAAUUCAAAAUAUGCUUAAAUUUUGCUCAAGCAAAAAUUUAUAGAGUCCUCAUACUUUUAUGAAUAAACAAAAUUCCUUUUAAUUAACUACCAAUUAGAAUAUGAAUGACAAUCAAGUUAUUAAAUCAUCCUAAAAUAAAAUAUCCACUGAAUAAAGUUAUUUUAUCUAAAAAAAACCAUCUAAGGAUAGAUUUUUUUCUACUAAAAUAGAAUUCGAAUAUGCAAACUUAUAAGCAAACAAUCAAAAUAAAAAAAGAGUUUUAUCUGCUAUUCCUGCUCCUUUGACAAUCAGCUCAUUAUCUCUAAAUAGAAAACAAAAAUUUAAAUAAUAACAUCAAUCAAGUUAAUUUGAACAAAACCAAAAUUUAAAAAUGAAUUUAAUCUAAAUUCCUUUGAUUUAACCUGUAAAGUAGACCUUGUAAAGAAAUUCAUUUUAGAGCGAUACGCCUUAGUCUCUAGACACUGCUGCUACUUUUAGAACAAAAAAUUUGUCUAAUGGUUCUUAAUUUUCGUAUCUUCACAGCGAAUUCGCAUACUAAACAGUAAAUGAUAGCAUCAAAGAAGAAAUUAGUUUGGAAGCCAAUAAUUUUGAAAAUUAAGUAAUUUAAAAUUAGAUUAACAAUUAGCAAUCAAAAAUUAGGAGAAAAACUGUUUAAUCUAUAAUCUGA
This is a messenger RNA of Tetrahymena thermophila SB210, 954 nucleotides long. RefSeq lists its product as hypothetical. The transcript has a single exon. Lineage: Eukaryota; Ciliophora; Oligohymenophorea; Hymenostomatida; Tetrahymenidae. The record is from RefSeq and is a predicted model, not a curated record.